Messenger RNA from Pyrenophora tritici-repentis Pt-1C-BFP, 828 nucleotides. The record is from RefSeq and is a predicted model, not a curated record. Lineage: Eukaryota; Fungi; Ascomycota; Dothideomycetes; Pleosporales; Pleosporaceae.
AUGGCUUCGUUUAGGGGCUCAGCGCUGCUUCCACAGUGCACAUCAUGUAUACGGAGAGUUACACGGCAAAACCUCGACGCCUGGGGCCCGCAGCAGACGCGAAACAUCUCCAAGAAAGCCAAAGAGGCGGAGCGCAACAUUAUCGUGAAACUGCUCAAAGAUGUGCCAAGAUUUGGCCGCGCAGGCUCCUAUGUCCCGCUCAACCCCUCCCUUAUGCGCAAUCGCUGGUUUCCGGCACGCGUCGCCGACUAUGUCCCCGCUACCCAGUUGAAGCAGCUCAAGGCACAGGAUGCUGACAUGGCGCGAGACUUCGCCUUUGGCGUAAGGGCAAACUUGGAGGAGGUGGAGGAAGAGGAGGAAGAUCACAUGGGGCAGCGGAAGCAAUACGUACGGCCGAUCGAGAUUGCUGUGCUCAGUCCUGAGCGAUCCAUGGAGCUCUUAGACACUUUCGUCCCGCCCACAAUCGACUUCUACCGCCAGCGAAUCGAACAAGAAAGCCAGCCGAGAGCGCGAAUGGGGGCAUCGGGAGCAGCAGACAUUCUGACUGCAGUCGCCAUGAGCAAGGCCAAGUCAUCUCCAGAUGCUAUAUAUGGCUCUGUAUCAAGUGCAGAUCUUGUAUCGACUAUUAGGGGAGCGCUGGCGCAUAACGACGAGGCAGCCCGCGUGAUAUUGAAUGAGGCCGAUGUCAAGUUCCUAUCCGGACACGAGGAGGGAGACCCGUCGCGUGUAAAGCAAUUAGGCACAUUCAAGGCCGAGAUUCGGCUGCCCGGUUCACAGGAGGCUUUGGUAAGAAACAUCCGAAUCCGCGCGAAGGAAAUGGGAGCUUGA